Penicillium waksmanii is the source of this 492-nucleotide messenger RNA. RefSeq lists its product as uncharacterized. The transcript has 2 exons. Bases 1 to 492 code for a protein of 163 amino acids. NCBI's taxonomy places the organism in Eukaryota, Fungi, Ascomycota, Eurotiomycetes, Eurotiales, Aspergillaceae. The record is from RefSeq and is a predicted model, not a curated record.
AUGAAGGCUGUAUCCUCCGCAGAAAACAAAAGGGUUGAGCAACUUGUUCUGAAGGACCAUGCCAAACCUGCAAAACGGAAGCCAAAGACCGUCAACAAUGAUGAGAAACAAGUCCGCGUUUCCCAACCAGACGCCCUGACAGUCCCUCCUUUCCUCCUCGACUCAUCCUGGGAACAUCAUGGCCAUUGCUAUUUCCCCGAUCAACUCACCCUCCCCACUGAACACGACGGCAACCCUGGUCCGCUUGACUCGAUUCCCCUGCUCUAUACCUUGUGUGAGAAUGCGACGGCAAACGGAGCCCCGCUGGCCAGUCUCCGUGCUGCAGUAGAUGCUGCGGCAUUCGCAUCUCUAACGAUUCAGACUCGUGUGCCUGAAUUGACGGUCCAAGCUCGAAAGAAAUAUGCGGAGGCUUUGCGGCCCUGGAAUCUAUAUGUCGAAGUGGACCGUCCUUCCACAGACCCCAGAAGAGAUCAUCAUCGAGAUGACCAGUGA